Molecule: messenger RNA, 706 nt
Organism: Periconia digitata
Lineage: Eukaryota; Fungi; Ascomycota; Dothideomycetes; Pleosporales; Periconiaceae
Source: the annotation of a GenBank genome assembly
CACAGCCGGCUAUCCAUCUUAUCGCUCUAUCGAUAAGUCGGCCACGUGCACACUAAGCACCACACCAUCUCCCCACCGUUUUCCACCAUCACCACCGGUCGCUUGACCCAUUACCCCCAUUGCCUAUACCUAGCGCUGAAACACUACCCGUCCAUCGCUGCUCUCGUGCACCAGUCACGCCCAUACCGUCACAGCUAAGUAUCUGCCAAAAACCACAACCAAGUCGAGCUUCUUGUCUCCUGCUGUUCAGGCAUUCCCUCAUUGUCGCCACCCCGCCUCUCUCCCCUGUCGCCCGCCAGGGGGGCAUAUGCAGGGUAAACAGACCAACUUCCCCACUCAAAGCCCAUGCUCCUUUCACCACCGGGAAAGACACAAGACCAAAGGGAUGCGGUCGUGCCGAGAGGACCCACAGCGCCGCCAACUCCCCCCAGCCUCGUCUAUUCUCUUUUUUUUGCUGCCGCGGUCGGAGAAGCCCCCGAAACAUGGAACUUGGUUCAUGGAACAUCUCGCCGCACUUCCCACAUCUCAAGCAGCGAGUCAAUGUUGCCACCACAAGCGUGCCUCAGCCGUGUUGCGGCUCAAUACUUUUUGUUUUCCAGGUUUCAUUGCCGGCCGUGCAGAUCACCGCCGGCAUGCACAACCUGGCCGACCAACAGUUUCAGUAAAUCCCUUUUUGAAUAUGACACUCAGCAUCCAUAUCCGAUAG